CGAAGCGGCGGCUUACCGGAAAGUCAACGGCGGCGAGGCGGCGAUGCGGCGGCAGCUUCUCGGCGGCGAACGGACGGUGGUCGGUCACGGCGGCUCCGGCGAACGUUGGUCGGAGACGGCGGCGAGUGGCCGGAAUUCGCGGUGGCUCCGGCGGACGGCGGUGGCGCGUGUGGUUCACGCGCGCGCCGAGGCGAAUUUUCUGGAGGCGCGUGCAGCUUCGUCCGGGAUCCGUUUGAGGCGUGGUUGGUGUCUACGGCUUCUUCUCGACGAGAGGAACACGAUGAUGGCCUUGGAUGCACGAGAUGAUCAAUGGUUAGGAUGUUAUGGGUGAAUUACUAAACGGAAACGAAACUGAACAUAAGGCAUGCGGUUUCCGGCGGUUACCUAGGGUGUUUAUCGGUGGUGGCAAGCUGAGCGUGAUCACGGCGCACGGUUGCUCCGGCGACGAGCUCCGGCGACUCUCUGACUAUAAAAUAAUCACAUUUCUUCUUAGCUCUCUCUCUAAUUCUUUCUUUAUUUUCUAAGUCUUUGUGAAAUGGGAGAAGGUGGAGGUGGUGGGGUUUUAAAGGCAUUACCUUUGGCCUUUGGAGUUGGGGUUGGGUCAUUACAGAGCUAUUCAAAGGCAAUAUGCCUGAUUGGUUGCCUGAUGACUAUGCCACUAGUAAGCUGCAAUACUACGAGAUGAAAGAAUCAGAUGUGGAACAAGGAAAAGAAUGGCUUCAUCUAUACGCGGAACUAGCCUUGUACACCAAGAUGCAAACGGACCCGUACAUGUUUGAGCAGUCAAAGCCAUUUGAGCUGGGAAAGGUAAUUGUGCAAACCAGAGGAGUUGUCGGCUCAAUGGAAAAGGUCACAGUGGAUAAUGCAGUCUUCUACGUUAGCUUCAAAACAGGGUGUGGUGUUGUCUGCAAAGGUGUCAUAAGGAGAACAAGGGAUGGGAUGCCAGAUCAUUUAUCCGAAGCCAAGUGUUUGGACGGAUGUCGGAGUCCCUCAUUAUUUUCUUAAUGGGUUGCUGAGACUAUGAGAGUAUUAAAAUCGGUCUAAGUAACGUUUGUCUUCUAUCUAGCAAGUAUCUUAAGAUGAUUUAGCGCCUUAUG
Messenger RNA from Brassica napus (rape), 1097 nucleotides. Its product is annotated as UPF0725 protein At2g20620-like. The transcript is spliced from 3 exons. The coding region runs from base 628 to 1005 and encodes 125 amino acids. Lineage: Eukaryota; Viridiplantae; Streptophyta; Magnoliopsida; Brassicales; Brassicaceae. The record is from RefSeq and is a predicted model, not a curated record.